AUGGGCGGCUCGCACACAGUCACAAUAUCUGCUUUGUGUGUGAGCGUCCUGGUUGUUUUCCUCAGCAGACUAUUUAAUGAGAGUACGAAAGGCACCGAUUUUGGUUGCAAGCCAGUAACUCGUGUCAAGCAAUGGGAGCCCUUUUGGGGGCUCGACAUGGUGUAUAGCCAAUUGCAAGCCCUAAAACGCAACUACUACUUGGAUUGGCUAAGGAAGUUACACAAUGGUAGACCAAAAACAUUUGCAAUUAAAUUCAUGGGAGUGAAACAGAUAUGCACCAUCGAGGGUGAAAAUCUAAAGGCCAUCCAAGCAACUAACUUCAAAGACUUUGGGCUCGAGCCUAUGCGCCGAAAAACCAAAGGUGCAAUGCCCUUUGCCGACAAAGGUAUCAGCACAACCGAUGGCAAGGACUGGGAAUUUGCUCGAUUCCUCGUAAAGCCUUUUUUUUACAGAGAGGUUUACGCCAGCAUAGAUAGGAUCGACCCAUACAUCAACCGUUUGUUCACUUUGCUGCCAAAAGAAGAGGGCGUUACAUUUGACAUCCAGCCUCUUAUUCAACGCUGGUUCCUUGAUUUAACCAGCGAGUUUAUUUUUGGAAAGACUAUGGAUUCCAUGACCUAUCCUGAACGUGCCAACAUCACCUGGACCAUGCUAGAUGUUCUCCGAGGAGGGCGUCUAAGGAUUCAGAUGUAUAAAUUUCUGUGGGCAUUUAACUGGAAUUGGUGGCUCAAGGCUGUCUAUGAAGUCCAUGAUUUUGUCAACGUUCACAUUCGCAGCACAUACAAACAAAUUGAGGAGCGCGAACAACGAAUCAAAGAUGGGCUUCCAGUUGGGCCAGAGCGUGUCGAUCUUCUUUGGUACAUGGCCAGCCAUGUGCGUGAUGAAGAGGAACUGCGGUCCCAGCUUUGUUUGGUAUUCGUUCCGAACAAUGACACUACAUCCAUCUUCAUUAGCAACUGUAUCUGGCAUCUAGCUCGUGAUCCUGAGGCAUGGCAGAAACUGCGCAAGGAAGUACUUGAAUACGGCGACAAGCCUGUAACAUUUGAAUCGUUGAGGAAUAUGCCGUACUUGAAUGGAGUCCUCAAUGAAACACAUCGGUUGACUCCCAACAAUAUCGUCCAGGUUCGCGCAUGUCUAAACGAUUCCGUUCUACCUCUGGGAGGUGGUCCUGAUGGCAAGUCUCCAUUGUACGUGAACAAGGGCGAUCUUGUCUCGGUCACCAAAACUGUGAUGUACCGUGAUCCUGACGUCUGGGGCCCCGACUUUGACAAGUUUCGACCAGAACGGUUCUUUGGUGUUCGUGGUAACUGGAACUUUUUGCCCUUCGGUGGAGGCCCUAGGAGAUGCCCUGCUCAGAUGAUGGUACAGACUGAAUCAGCAUAUAUGUUGUUUCAAUUGGCAAAGAAGUACUCGCGUUUGGAGUGUCGCGAUCCUGAGCCUUACACAGCUGUGAUGCGGAUUGGACCGUCCAAUAUUAACGGUGUUAAGGUAGCUUUGUACAAGUGA
Messenger RNA from Trichoderma virens Gv29-8, 1506 nucleotides. RefSeq lists its product as uncharacterized. NCBI's taxonomy places the organism in Eukaryota, Fungi, Ascomycota, Sordariomycetes, Hypocreales, Hypocreaceae. The coding region runs from base 1 to 1506 and encodes 501 amino acids. The transcript has 3 exons. Gene Ontology annotation, molecular function: iron ion binding; oxidoreductase activity, acting on paired donors, with incorporation or reduction of molecular oxygen, reduced flavin or flavoprotein as one donor, and incorporation of one atom of oxygen; heme binding. The record is from RefSeq and is a predicted model, not a curated record.